Symbiodinium necroappetens is the source of this 334-nucleotide messenger RNA. Lineage: Eukaryota; Dinophyceae; Suessiales; Symbiodiniaceae. The record is from the annotation of a GenBank genome assembly.
GUCGGAAAUCUCGACGAUCUCUUCGACGAGGAGGAGCUCAGUCUACAGGUGGGUGGCAGUGGCAACGCUUCCAGUGACGCCCAAGCCUGGAAAGGAUGGUACAAAAUCAAAAGCAAGGCGAAGACCGCCGAUGCAGCUGAACUCGAGGCCGCUGCCUUCGGCGCGCGUCCCACUUCCAUCCUGGAGACUCUCACCACGGCGCCUGCCGAGCAGACUGGUGCUUCGAAGGAAGUCAUUGAGGCUGCUGGAAAAUGGCAGGCUGUUUGCGAGGAGAAGGGGCUGUAUCUUUAAUGGGCUUUAUUCGGGAGCAACUUGUCUGUUCGAGGCUGUAUAG